Molecule: messenger RNA, 1856 nt
Organism: Hyposmocoma kahamanoa
Lineage: Eukaryota; Metazoa; Arthropoda; Insecta; Lepidoptera; Cosmopterigidae
Product: rab-like protein 6
Exons: 11
Coding region: 1-1653 (550 amino acids)
Cellular component (GO): cytosol; nucleus
Molecular function (GO): GTP binding; GTPase activity
Source: RefSeq, a predicted model, not a curated record
AUGUUUUCCGCGCUAAAAAAGUUAGCAAGAGCUGGAGAUGAACGCUGCCCGGCUCCAACACCGAUGUCAUCCUCUCUACAGAAGAAGUUUUCAAGAGGAGUUCAUUUUAACAUGAAAAUUCUGAUAAAAGGAGAUAGAAAUGUGGGUAAAUCUUGCCUUCUGCAAAGACUUCAAGGGGGACCUUUUAUAGAGGAUUAUGUACCUACAGAUCAAAUUCAGGUUGCUCCUAUACAUUGGGCUUAUAAGAAUAGUGAUUACAUUGUGAAAGUAGAAGUAUGGGAAGUGGUGGAUAAAGGUCGGACAAAGAAAAAAUCUCCUGUAGGUCUAAAAUUGGAGAACCAAGCUGCACCAGCUGUUGCAGAAGAUGGAUAUGAUACAAUAAUACUAGAUGCAACAUUUCUAGAUGUUUAUAAGAAUGCCAGUGGUGUUAUAUUGAUGCUAGAUAUCACUAAACCUUGGACAUUCGAAUAUGUAGUGAAGGAGCUAUCUCUAGUACCAGCAGACCUACCUGUAGUAAUAUUGGGUAACCACUGCGACAUGCAGCACCACCGCCAAGUACAUCCUCACCACAUUGAACAGGCUCUACAUCAUGCCAAAAUGACUAGAACGGCGCCAAUUCGCUACGCAGAAGCUUCCAUGAGGAACGGCUUUGGACUACGACUACUGCACAAAUUUUUGAGUGUGCCUUUCCUACGACUCCAAAGAACAAGCUUACUCGAACAGCUGCAGAGAAACCAGAAAGAUAUGGAAGAAAUUGAAAAAGACCUUGACGAUUAUCAGAAUUCCGAAGAAAUUCACUACAAUCUAUUCGUAGAACGUCUAGCGAAUAAGCGGCGACAGAAUACGCCGGAGGUGCGGCCCGCCAAUGACCGCUCGCCAAGCAUCGUCUUGGGAGCCGGCAAACCCAUAGUGCCACCCAAUGUCAAUCCACUUCUAGCACAAUCACUGAAUCCAAAGGGCAUCAAAGCUCAGCAUGCGCCAGAAAUGUCUCAACUGAAGCAGACGCAAUAUGUGAGCCCGGAACUCCUCAAGCCUAAACACCCUGUCAGUCUCGAUAUGACACCUACAAAGAUAUCUCAAGAUGGUAGCACAUCUAACACACCAACUGGCACGACUAUAUCGGCGUCUUCCGGCGUACUCGACGAGUUCUACGCCGGGACCCUCGAUAGCAGCUUUUUAGAAGAUUUAACUCCUGGGAUCUCGCACACUAAUCAGGAAGGCGGAUUUGAGAGUGAGAGCGAAGACGGUGACACAACUAAUCCAAUGGUAACAUUCGAGGAAGAUGAUCUUGAAGACUCAACUGCAGUAGAAAGCAAACCUGUAACAAACAUAGAUAGAACAAGAAUAACUUCAAGUCUCAGUAGAGACGAAGACUUGCGAGACCGAUUAAUGUCUCAAAUGACGAUAAACCAAGACAGUGUUGAAACAGAGAGCAGUGAUAUGGGCAGCAUAUCCAUAUUCAGCAGAAGCCGUCAUGAGUUGAACAUUGAAAACGAUUUUCCGUUGUGGGCUGGUGAUUCUAGCGCCAGGAGAUCACCUGAAGGGGGUGAAGACCCGGAUGUAGCGAAAGAACCUGACGAUAAGGUAUACUCCAGCCAGUUCUACUGCGUUAACUCAGUUUUUUGUUUACGUAAAAGUCAUUGUAACCAUUAAUUAUUUAAAGACGCGACAUAAAUGCUUAUUGAAAAAUCAUAGAAAUGAAAUAUAACUGAAGAAAAUAAAAAGUACGAAUUCAAAAGCGUACACCAACGCUACGUGGUUAUAAUAAAAUCACACUUUUAUAAAUAAUUAUGUAAAUGUCAAUUUCGUACCAAUUAUUUAGAACAAAAUCAAAAUAUUAUGUUUAAAAUAUACAA